CUUGUCGUGCAGUAUUGCAUUCCCUUCGCUCUGUUACUGCAGUCAACAAUAAACCAUAUCAAAGCUACGUGGCGCGAACACCCUGACCGAUUGCAGGUCAGCGACCCGUUGCAUAUUUCUGCUUGGCGUUAAACAUGCACGUUGAAGUAAAAACACGAUCCUAGUUUCGCGGGAGAUUUCAAACUCAAACACGGAGCGGCCAAGGUCGCGCGCGGAGAGCCUAGUAGGAUGGCACUCGCGCCAAAACUCCUGGCUUCAGCUCGAAAGCGCGCCAUCUUUCUGGUAGAAAGUGCCUACACGUCCGCCAUUCCGCGUAAAGAAGUCGCGUGGUCUCCCAGUCCGUGGCUUGGUGACCUGCUAGCAGUGUUUAUUGUUAGUUGUGCUUCAUUGCCAUCGUCACUUUCGAUUUCACCAAGUGUCACCGACACCCCAUUCACACAAACCCAUCGACCAUCAUGGCACCGUCCCAGUCUACCAUCGAAGACGUUUACACCGCGGACCCCACCACCGACAUCAAGAUCACUGGCCUACCCACUCUUAACAAAUCAACGGCAAUCGCAACAGCCACCUCCCCGGUCAUUGACGAAUAUCUGGACAAGAUCACAUGGAAAGCGGCCGAGAACUCGAACGUAACGUUCUCGCUGCAGGGUUUGAGUCAGCAUAUCGCCACCAGCAUCGUCGAGGAAUACUGGCUGCACAAGCUUUACACUGACAAGAUCCGCGACUAUGUCAAGGAGAAUCGCUUCCACAUCCACGAUCUGGGCUAUCUCAGUGCCUACUGCUCGGGGUGGAGCACGGAAGAUAUCCUGAUCCACGGGUUUGGUGGGGUGCCCAACAAACUACAGUGUCGUCCGCCCAAGCACUUCAACACUGCUCUCAACCAGAUCGUCAACUUCCUCUUCACUCUUCAGGGCGAGAUGGCCGGUGCUCAGGCGCUGUCGAAUCUCGACACUUACAUCGCCCCGUUCAUCCGCGUGGACGAACUGAACUACAGUGAGGUCUUCAAGUUCAUCCAGUCCUUCGUGUACUCACUCAACGUGCCUACCCGUAGCGGAUUCCAAGCCCCUUUUACCAACAUCUCGCUCGAUUUAGUCUGCUCGAAUAUCCUCGCGGACCAACCAGUUAUUAUCGGUGGUCAGCAGCACCCUACGUGGGUGUACAGGGACUUCCAAGAGGAGAUCGACAUAUUCAAUAAGGCGUUCGCCGAGGUCAUGAUCCAGGGCGACGGCAACGGAUCCAUCUUCAGCUUCCCCAUUCCGACCUACAAUCUAACCAAGGAGUUCGACUGGAACUCACCUCGAUUCAAGCCGAUGUGGGAGAUGACAGCCAAGUACGGCGUGCCCUACUUCGCCAACUUCAUCAACUCGGAUCUAAACCCUGCAGACUUCCGAUCCAUGUGCUGUCGUCUGCGGCUGGACACUCGCAAGCUCCACACUCGUGCAGGUGGUAUCUUCGGCGCCACACCUCUCACCGGUUCACUGGGAGUUGUGACGCUCAACUUGCCCAAUCUCGCGAUGCGCUCGACGUCGGUGGUUAAGUUCUUUGAUGCUAUUAAGGAGACGAUCGCUGUCGCUAAGGAAUCGCUGGAGAUCAAGCGUAAGGUGAUUGAAUCCAACAUGGCGCUGUAUCCGUACACACGCUUCUACUUGAAGAGCGUGUACCAACGUGCCAAGAGCUACUGGGCCAACCAUUUCUCCACUAUCGGCGUCAUAGGUAUGAACGAGGCCUGCUCGAUCCUGCUAGGUCGCGGUAUCUAUCAUAACAAAGACUUCGCUCGUAGUGUGCUGCAGUUUAUCAAGGACGAACUGCAGGGGAUCCAACUCGAGACCAAGCAUCUGUACAACUUGGAGGCCACACCUGCCGAGUCGACGUGCUACAAACUCGCAAAGAUCGAUCACGAGCUGUUUCCAGACGUCAAGUUACCUGAGUUUUACACAAACUCGACGAUGCUGCCGGUGGAUUCAACGGACGAUCUGUUCGAGGCAUUGACUCACCAGGAAUCGCUCCAGACCGAGUACACGGGUGGCACGGUGUUCCACGCUUUUUUGGGCGAGCGUCUAUCAAGCUGGACUCAAGCUCGUGACCUUGUCAAGUCGAUCACCACGACGUACCGGAUCCCGUACGUGACUUUGACACCGACAUUCAGUAUCUGUUAUACGCACGGCUACCUUGCUGGAGAACACUUUAAGUGUCCUCUAUGUGGAGAGAGGGCGCUGGUCUACUCGCGUAUUGUCGGCUACUUCCGCCCCGUGUCCGACUGGAACGCUGGUAAAAAGGUCGAGUUCAGUAUGCGCAAGAUCUACACUGCGAUCGAGAACGAGCCCAUCGACUUCCAAAUCGGCGGAUUCACUAAGACCACGUACACCGAUUACCCGGACAGGCCUGUUGCGUCUAUCCUGUUCACUAAAGGGUGCAACCUCAAGUGCGGUUGGUGCCAUAACAGUGAUCUGGUGAACGAGAAGCCCGAGAACUUGGACCCUCAUGCGAUUCUAAAGUACGUCGCUUCUACGGAGCACCGGAGUCUGGUGAUCUGCGGAGGGGAACCCACGAUCCAGUCCGGUUUAAUCCCGUUUCUACGUCGUGCUAAGGAGCUCGGAAUCACCGUCAAGCUCGACUCGAACGGUAGCAACCCGAAUAUGCUGCAAAAGAUUUUUGAUGAACAUCUCGUGGAUUUUAUCGCCAUGGACGUUAAAGCCGACCCGGAACGCUACGGUGAAGUUGCCUGCAAGCCUCUUCGCCCCAAACUCCUAUCGAAGUCGAUUGAGAUCAUCAAGAAGUCGAGCAUCAAACACCAGUUCCGUACGACGGUGGUGCCUGGGCUGGUUGAUAUCGAGGACAUCGCGGUGAUUAAGGGAUUGAUCGGGGAAACCCCAAAGUUGCAACGCUUCAGAGCUUCGGAGACCUGCAUCGACGCCAAGUUCCGUAGCCAUCAGGAGCACACUGAAGAGGAGUUCGAAGAGGUCAUUAAGACUGCCAAGAAGCUGUAAGCGCAAGAUGGAUCGUUCACGUGCUUCAUGUAAGACCGUGCACUCGAUGUUUUUGUCAUCGAAACCCUCAUUGGCGACACAAGAGCAUGCGUCCUCACGGGAGAGCGGCAAAGUCCAGCGGGUUGAGUGGGCUGCACGUCGAUGAUGACGUAGUUGAAAAGCAAAUUUAAGCUUAUACGUUUUGAAAUUUAACUGUAAGACGAACGGUCCCGGUAAGAUGGGCGAGAAUUGCCACACUGCGGACUCCAACGUGUAGCUUCAGAGCAUCCUUUACUACCGGGCGUGAAUUGAUGGGACCCGCUUACGUAUCCAAUUCCAGCAACCCUUUCACUACCAGAGGUGAAUAAUAACAGAGGACCGCCGAUAAAUGCACAAACGAUAAGAAAGAUGGUGCCCUCUACUUCAUAUUGCUUGAUAGUGGAUCACAAUCGCUCGCCGAAAAUGGGUCAAUUUCGAGGCGAUUUGUGCACAAAUUCCACUCUAUUUCCUAUUAUUGGUAGCAAAAAAUCGGCACUGUAUCACUAUUAUAAGGAUAGUCCCUAGAUGAAAUCGUAGUGUUACAGUGUGGUGUGUGUACCAACUUUUAUUGCUGAGUCAGCAGUGCUGACUAACGCC
Messenger RNA from Phytophthora nicotianae INRA-310, 3602 nucleotides. Its product is annotated as anaerobic ribonucleoside-triphosphate reductase. Gene Ontology annotation, biological process: DNA replication; 2'-deoxyribonucleotide biosynthetic process. Bases 456 to 2987 code for a protein of 843 amino acids. The transcript has a single exon. The record is from RefSeq and is a predicted model, not a curated record. NCBI's taxonomy places the organism in Eukaryota, Oomycota, Peronosporomycetes, Peronosporales, Peronosporaceae. Gene Ontology annotation, cellular component: anaerobic ribonucleoside-triphosphate reductase complex. Gene Ontology annotation, molecular function: iron-sulfur cluster binding; ribonucleoside-diphosphate reductase activity, thioredoxin disulfide as acceptor; ribonucleoside-triphosphate reductase (thioredoxin) activity.